This is a messenger RNA of Antechinus flavipes (yellow-footed antechinus), 1437 nucleotides long. RefSeq names its product oxoglutarate receptor 1 (gene OXGR1). Gene Ontology annotation, cellular component: plasma membrane. Gene Ontology annotation, biological process: G protein-coupled receptor signaling pathway. The coding region runs from base 5 to 1018 and encodes 337 amino acids. The record is from RefSeq and is a predicted model, not a curated record. The transcript has a single exon. Gene Ontology annotation, molecular function: G protein-coupled receptor activity. Lineage: Eukaryota; Metazoa; Chordata; Mammalia; Dasyuromorphia; Dasyuridae.
AGCCAUGAAUAAAGGACCGAGCAAUUUAGCUAAUACUUCUGAUGCACAUAAUUAUCCAGCUGCUUUUGGAAAUUGCACAGAUGAAAAAUUCUUACUCAAGAAACACUACCUCCCUAUUAUUUACAGCAUAAUCUUUCUGGUGGGUUUCCCUGGGAAUGCCAUAGCCAUCUCUACUUACAUUUUCAAGAUGAGGCCCUGGAAAAGCAGUACCAUCAUUAUGAUGAACUUGGCUUGCACAGACUUAUUAUAUUUGACCAGCCUUCCUUUCUUGAUCCACUACUACGCCAAUGAUGAGGACUGGAUCUUUGGAGACUUCAUGUGCAAGUUCAUCCGUUUUGGCUUCCAUUUCAACCUGUACAGCAGCAUCCUCUUCCUCACCUGUUUCAGCAUCUUCCGCUACUUUGUCAUCAUCCACCCCAUGAGCUGCUUUUCCAUUCAUAAAACCAGAUGGGCAAUUGUUGCCUGUACUGCAGUGUGGAUCAUUGCUUUGGUGUUUGUUAUACCCAUGAGCUUCUUGAUUACAUCAACUCAGAAAAGGAAUAGAUCUGCUUGCCUUGAUCUCACAAGCUCUGACAAUCUCAUCACUAUCAAAUGGUAUAAUAUAAUUCUAACAGUUGUCGCUUUCUGCUUACCCUUAGUGGUUGUGACUAUUUGCUAUAUGAUGAUAAUCUACAACCUCACUCAGGGACCUCAUACUCAGAGCUCUCAUAAGCAGAAAGCAAGAAGACUGGCUGUACUCCUCCUUGUGGUUUUCUACAUAUGUUUUUUGCCCUUUCAUAUCUUGAGACUCAUCCGGAUUGAAUCCCGCCUCCUUUUAAUCAGUUGCCACUUGGAGAAUCAGAUACAUGCUGCUUACAUUGUUUCUAGGCCAUUAGCGGCCUUAAACACCUUUGGCAACUUGUUGCUUUAUGCUGUGAUUGGGGACAACUUUCAGCAAGCCAUUUGCUCUGUUGUAGGAUGCAAAACAAAUUGUGACCCCCAGGAAAAAGGGAACAGUAGUUCUGUGAAUAGAUCUUGAAAUAAUUUUGCUGUUGACUUUGGGUUGUUUGGCUCAUAUCUACUCUUUGAGACCCCAUUUCAGGUUUUAUUGGGAAAGAUACUGGAGUGGUUUACCAUUUCCCUCUCCAGCUCAUUUUACAGAUGAGGAAACAGGCAAAUAAGGUGAAAUGAAUUGCCCAGGAUCCCAUAGCUAGUAAGUUUCUGCAGCUGGAUUUGAACUUGAGUCUUCCUGAUUCCAGGUCUGACACUCUAUCCAUAGAUAAUCACCAGUCCCUUUUUUUACUUAGACAUAACUUUAUUUGUAUAUAAAGUAUUUUAUGUUUAUGUCCAUAUAGUUCCUGAUAGCUGUGUUAUCAGGUAUACUCUCAGGUACUUUAUACUGUCUAGUUACUUUAAAUGAUCUAAAAAAAAUUGAAUAAUUGCAUACACAUAGUAUAA